AUGGAAAGCGGGGAUCUAGGAAAUGGGGAAGCAGAAUCAACGCUGGAAACGAUGCAGCCACAAGGCAAAAAAGGAAAGGAUGCAGGCGACAUAGAUCCUGGGGUGCAGGAUAGGAAAAUAGAACCGAAAACGAUGGGGGAAAAAAUAGGAGGUUUAAAAUGGGACCGGGUUGAAUUUAAAAAAUACAAAUCCAAAAAGAUUCUGUCCGUAUGUUCGAAGGAGGGUGAAGACAGGAUUGUGCAUCAUAUUUCUGUAUAUUUCCAGGAUUAA
Paracoccidioides lutzii Pb01 is the source of this 270-nucleotide messenger RNA. RefSeq lists its product as hypothetical. The transcript has 2 exons. The record is from RefSeq and is a predicted model, not a curated record. Bases 1 to 270 code for a protein of 89 amino acids.